Manihot esculenta (cassava) is the source of this 3529-nucleotide messenger RNA. Its product is annotated as kinesin-like protein KIN-14R. Lineage: Eukaryota; Viridiplantae; Streptophyta; Magnoliopsida; Malpighiales; Euphorbiaceae. Bases 221 to 3406 code for a protein of 1061 amino acids. The transcript has 19 exons. Gene Ontology annotation, molecular function: ATP binding; microtubule motor activity; microtubule binding. The record is from RefSeq and is a predicted model, not a curated record. Gene Ontology annotation, biological process: microtubule-based movement.
AACCCCCUCCGCCCACUCCACGCUCUACCCAGUAUACGCAGAAAGAAUUCAAAUUUCAACCUUUUCCGACACUCCACGCUCUAGCCAGAAAGGCAAUAACCAAAGAUUUCCGCUCUUCCUUCUUGUUCUAACUCUGAACGAAUUCUUGCAGCAAGAAAGCUUUUAUUUUCGACUGAACCCAAAAAUCUUCCCCAUUUCUCAACCUCCCCAGAAAGCUUUGAUGGAGGAUAGCCGAUUGGACAAUCUGUACCAAGACCCAGAAACCCUAUUCCCAAUUUCGUCUGCUUCUAAGGUUUUUGAGUGGGAGAAUGAUGUCAAAUUGGACGAGGAACGUAAAGAUUCCGCCAUUGGGGGAGACUGGGAUGACUUGGUUGAUUCUAUGAUUUGUGACUCAAAUUCAAGACUAAUCCCAUCUGGGUUUGCUAGAUCGAAUUGCACAGAUGAAAUUGUGAUGUUUGUAAAUGCUGGAGAUGAAGCUUCAAUUGAAGCAGAUUCCACUAUCAAAGUUCUGGGUGAUACUAAUUUCGAAGGAGGAAAUGUCUUAAGAACAAAUGAGCUUAUAAAUGAGGCUGGUGAUUACCCCUUCAUCUAUCAGUCUGCAAGAUUGGGCAACUUUUGUUAUCGGUUCAACAAUCUUCCUUCCGGAGUCUAUCUUGUUGACCUUCAUUUUGCAGAGAUUAUAAAUACAAAUGGGCCUAAAGGAAUGAGAGUGUUUAAUGUAUUCAUGCAGGAAGAGAAGGUCUUAACAGAAUUUGAUAUCUUUGCUAUUGUUGGAGCCAAUAAGCCAUUACAAUUAGUUGAAUCAAGGGUUUCAGUGAAGGAGGAUGGAAUACUCGUAAUAAGAUUUGAAGGGAUUAUAGGAAGCCCAGUUGUAAGUGGAAUUUGCAUAAGGAAAGCACGAAAGUUGUCAGUUCCUUGCAGAUCACAAGAGUAUCUUAAAUGCAACAAUUGUGCAGCUGAGAUAGAAGUUUCAUCAGAUCAGAAGAAACUCAUGCGGACCAAAGCUACAGAUAAAUAUGAAAAGAAGAUACAAGAACUCAUUACUGAGUGCCAGCGCAAGACAAAUGAAUGUCAUGAGGCUUGGAUGUCAUUGACUACGGCAAAUGAACAACUGGAGAAGAUCAGAAUGGAACUUGACAAUAAGACCUUCCAGACACGAUCUUUAGAUCAAACAGUGGGGAAACAAUCUGAAAAUCUGAGGAAUCUUACCAGCAUAUAUGAACGUGAUAAAAAAUACUGGGCGGCAGCAGUCAAGAAUUUACAACAAGAAAUUAAGAUCAUGAAAGAAGAGCAUUGUCAGCUUUCCCGUGAGGCACAUGAAUGUGCUGAUUCUAUACCUCAGUUGAAUAACAUGGUCACAGGAGUUAAGGCACUGGUUGCACAAUGUGAAGAUCUCAAGGCAAAGUACAGUCAAGAGCAAGCAAAGAGAAAGGAACUAUAUAACCAAAUUCAGGAGGCUAAAGGAAAUAUCAGGGUUUUUUGCCGGUGCCGCCCAUUAAGUAAGGAGGAGACAUCAGCUGGAUAUACAACAGUUGUUGACUUUGAAGCUGCAAAGGAUGGAGAGCUUGCGAUUCUAACAGGUGGCUCCACCAGAAAGACUUUUAAAUUUGACAGGGUUUACACACCAAAAGAUAACCAAGUUGAUGUAUUUGCUGAUGCCUCGCCACUGGUGGUCUCAGUGCUAGAUGGGUACAAUGUUUGUAUAUUUGCAUAUGGUCAAACUGGAACAGGAAAGACGUUUACAAUGGAGGGCACUGAGCAAAACAGGGGGGUCAAUUAUAGAACACUUGGGCAAUUAUUUGAAACUGCCAAGGAGAGGAGUGAAACUUUCGCAUAUAGUUUAUCUGUUAGCGUGCUUGAAGUCUACAAUGAGCAAAUCAGGGACUUGUUGGCUACAUCUCCAACAUCAAAGAAGUUGGAGAUAAAACAAUCUUCUGAAGGGUCCCAUCAUGUUCCAGGCAUUGUAGAAGCUAAAGUUGAUAACUUGAAGGAAGUCUGGAAUGUACUUCAGGCUGGAAGCAAUGCUCGAUCUGUUGGAUCCAAUAAUGUCAAUGAACACAGCAGCCGAUCUCAUUGUAUGCUGUGUGUGAUGGUAAAAGCAAAGAACUUGAUGAAUGGUGAAUGCACCAAGAGCAAGCUUUGGCUCGUGGAUCUGGCGGGCAGCGAGAGGCUGGCAAAAACUGAAGUGCAAGGGGAACGGCUCAAGGAAGCUCAAAAUAUUAACAGAUCCCUUUCUGCAAUUGGAGAUGUUAUAUAUGCUUUAGCAACUAAAAGCAGUCAUAUUCCAUACAGGAACUCUAAGUUGACACAUCUACUUCAAGAUUCUUUAGGGGGUGACUCCAAAACUUUGAUGUUUGUGCAAAUUAGCCCCUCAGAGCAGGACUUGAGUGAGACUCUGAGUUCAUUAAAUUUUGCAACUAGAGUUCGAGGGAUUGAGUUGGGCCCUGCAAAGAAGCAAAUCGAUACAAGUGAGCUUCAGAGGAUGAAACUGAUGCUUGAUAAAGCAAGGCAGGAAUCUAAAGCUAAAGAUGAAUCAUUAAGGAAGAUAGAAGAGAACUUACAGAACAUGGAGAACAAGGCAAGGAGCAAAGACCAUAUUUACAAAGUCCAGCAAGAGAAGAUCAAGGAACUUGAAGGCCAACUUGAACUGAAGUCUAACUUGAACAGCCAGUCAGAAAAGCAAGUCUUACAACUUUCAGAUAAAUUGAAGGGACGGGAAGAGAUUUGCAAUGCUCUACAACAAAAGGUCAAGGAACUAGAGAACAAGCUUAGAGAGCGACAGCAGUCUGAUUCUGCAGCUUUUCAACAGAAGCAGGUUAAGGAACUUGAGAACAAGCUGAAAGAGCAAGUGCAAGAGUCUGAGUUUCAUUCCCUCACACUUCAAAAUAAGGUUAAGGAGCUAGAGAGAAAAUUAAUGGAGCAGGAACAAAGCUCAGAGACCUUGUUACUUCAGCAAAAGAUUAAAGAGCUAGAAGAAAAGCUGAGAGAACAAGAAAAGCAAUUACAGUGGAUGCAAAAUCAAGAUAUUUCUGGCAUGAUAAGGGCCACACCUAGUGCAGGAAAAAUCAGGACAAGAGAUGAUGAAGUCAUGAGUGAAAUUGAGUGUCAUGUCCUGAGGAGUUCAAACUCAAUUAACCAUCCAUUAAGUCAUGGCUCUGCACAGUCAAAAGGAAAUGAUAGUCUCCUUCAUGAGACAAGGAAGAACAGACAAUAUAGAAGUGGAGAAAUAGAAAAUAUCAUUCAUAGGAAAUCUGACCCUCCUAGAAUCGCAAGGGUUAUGAGAACAGCAAAGCCAGUGACAGCUGCUGUUGCUGCUCCAGGGCCAUUGACUCACAAGAGAAUUAGCAGAGAUCAGGGACCAGGAAUCAAGGAGAGGGAUGCUAAGAAAAAGAUUUGGUCUAGAUAGUGAAAUUCAAACAAAACUAGCUUUUUUUUUCUUCUUUUCUUUUUCUCUUCUUUUAUUCUAUUUCUACAUGUGUAUUCGUAUUUUAUCCUCAAAAAUAUAGUUCUCUGUGUGCUUACUGGUGAA